AACAAGCAGCCAGUGGUCGCCAGUGCACGACAGCUCGGAGGCUACGAAACUCUCUCUCUGUCGUACGGGUGCCGGUCGCCUAUCUUAACCCCGACACAUAUUAUCCUUGGUCGUCGUUGCGUCGCGUGGACCAGGUUGUUCCAAUUUAGUGUCCGAUCUUCGUCGUCGAGGAAGUAGACUUCGUGCCGAGUCGAGGAAGCCGCGGGUUGCACGAGGCUCGCGCGAUCGCCUUGUUUCGAAGCCAGUGUCAGGGAGGAACGCUACACGCGCCAUCCGGCCAGCAUGUCGACCCAAAUGCAGGGCGCCCUCCUCGACGUGCUCAAGAAGAAGAUGAGACAGUCCAAGGAGGAGUUGGAGAAGGUCAAGGACGAGUGCGAGGAGUAUCAGAAGCGGCUGCAGGUGGAAGCGAUGCGCCGCGAGGAAGCUGAAUCGGAAGUUGCUGCCUUGAACCGCCGUAUCCAACUGUUGGAGGAGGACCUCGAGAGAUCCGAGGAACGUCUCGCCACUGCCACUGCUAAAUUGGCAGAGGCGUCCCAGGCCGCAGAUGAGAGCGAACGGAUACGCAAGGCACUCGAAAACCGUACCAAUAUGGAGGACGACCGGGUAUCCUUGCUGGAGCAGCAGCUAGCACAGGCUAAACUGAUCGCCGAGGAGGCGGAUAAAAAAUACGAGGAGGUCGCCAGAAAACUAGUCAUGAUGGAACAGGAUCUCGAGCGAGCCGAGGAGAAGGCGGAACUGUCGGAAGGGAAGAUCGUCGAGCUGGAGGAGGAACUGCGCGUGGUUGGCAACAACCUGAAAUCCCUCGAGGUCUCCGAGGAGAAGGCGACGCAAAGAGAGGAGAUUUACGUGGGACAGGUGAAGAUACUGGAUAGUCAAUUGAAGGAGGCUGAAGCUCGUGCUGAGUUCGCGGAAAGAUCCGUGCAGAAACUCCAGAAGGAGGUCGACAGGCUCGAAGACGACCUCACCGUCGAGAGAGAGAAAAACAAAUUGCUCCAGGAGGAGAUGGAAGCCACCCUGCAUGACAUCCAGAACAUGUAGAUCGUGUUUCGCGGGGCGGACAGAAACACGACUAAAAAUAACAGAGAUACAGAAAACACACACACGAAUCAUUGAGAGAGCGAGAGAGAGAGAGAGGAAGAGAGAUAGGGAAUGAACGAGAGCGAGAGAGAGAGAGAGAAAGAAAGAAAGAUCGGGGGGAUAGAGAGCGAGAGAACGAUAGGAUUAACGAAGAAAAGUAAACGGGAAGAGAGGGACGUUCGUAAGAGAGAGAGAGAGGGUGAGAAAGAUAAAUAGAGCUGAACGGAGAUAGCUGGAGGAGAACGACCGCGGAGAAGUAAAAUAAAUGGCACGGCAAUCGCCGUUAGGGAGGAAACGAGAGAGAGGAGCUACGCGGCGCGAGCGCUUCCGUGUGUAUGGUGCACAUCAUCCCCCCAUUAACUUCGACGGACAAAACCACACGCAGUCCCUUUUAGGCUAGACUCGCGCGUCUCCCUCCCCUUUCUUAUUGUAUCAGCAACAAGCCGGUUGCGCAUUUCUUCUUCAUUUGUAUGCUCGUCUGUGUCUGUCUGUUUGCAAGUGUCCUGCUGUGCGUGUCUGUUGCGCGGGUGUGUCUGUUUCUGCGUGCGUGCGUGUGUGUGCUUUUGCGCGAGCGCGUGCGAAAGUGAGGCUGGAACGAGAGACGACGACAACAACGACGACGACGACGACAGGAUCGAGAAACGACGGAUAAAGCCUGGGACAAGAGAUAAACGGAAAGAGAAACAGAGCGCGUUUUCCGUCAAAGGGAUACAAAAAGGCUGCUUCUUCCCUUUGCUUUCGAAUCGUUUUUCCCUUUAUUCUACUGCGUUCGACACACGUCCGGACCGCAGUGGGGUUUUCCUUUUCGCGUAUCGACGUUCCCUCGAUACGCCGAUACGCGAGAUUCGCGAGCGAGCGAGCGAGCGUUGGCAAACGCUGGAAACACGAUCGAUCGAUCGGGAGCGUGUACAAUCGUCGAGGAGGAAUUUCCGAGCGGCUCCGACAGGUAUUUGUUGUCGCAAACCUGUACGCUGGGGAAUGCACAAUUCCGGGAACUUCGUCUUCUUCUGCUUCGACGCGGUUUCAGCCGCGCGUAGCCUGGCCCCGCGACGCUGUUUUCGAAACGUCCGGGGAGCGGAACUCCGAAGGAAGAAUCGUCGAUCGAAGUACCAACGCGCGUUCACUAUAGGCAGACUCGACAGAUUUGCGCAUUGUCUUUGCGCAGUCAUUGUCCGCGGUGUAGCUUGCGUUCGUUUCGUUGUCGGGCCGAGGGUCGUUCUCGCGCGAAUUGCUAUUUUUUCCGGAUCGUUUCGCGAACGCGGGAAACGAAGGAAACAGUUUCUUCGAUUACCGCAGGAUUUCGCGCGGUGAGAACGAAACGAGAACACAGUUGAAACUGUUCUUUAGAAACAACGCCACUCGAAUCCGGCGUUUCAUCGAGCGAUUUCUCACGGUUGCGUUUUCGCAACCCCGAUAAUUACGGGGAAUGAUCAGAAGCAGGUUUAAACUUCUGAACCUAGCACGAGUAAUGUCUCCCUUAUUGACGCU
Molecule: messenger RNA, 2565 nt
Organism: Megalopta genalis
Lineage: Eukaryota; Metazoa; Arthropoda; Insecta; Hymenoptera; Halictidae
Source: RefSeq, a predicted model, not a curated record